Wyeomyia smithii (pitcher-plant mosquito) is the source of this 1400-nucleotide messenger RNA. RefSeq names its product lysM and putative peptidoglycan-binding domain-containing protein 3. NCBI's taxonomy places the organism in Eukaryota, Metazoa, Arthropoda, Insecta, Diptera, Culicidae. The coding region runs from base 202 to 930 and encodes 242 amino acids. The transcript is spliced from 3 exons. The record is from RefSeq and is a predicted model, not a curated record.
UCUGCUGUCAAUGAAAAUUGUCAUCAUUCAUCAUUGUUGUUGCAGUUUCAUUCAAUUCAUUCAAUAGAUGUAUAGGAAACGCUAGACGUUUCUUGAAUCGGUGAAAUAUCGCAAUGAUUAGAACUCUAUAGAAGAGAAUCGCUUGUUAAAUUGAUUCGACUAAUUUAAUAUAUAUACAUGUAAUAUAUUAUCGCACACAACAUGAAACGUCAAAGGGUCAAACAUGCGACAGAUCGUGUUUACGUGGAUAACCUAUUUGAAGUACGUGAUGUUGAUCUUCCAAUGAGUGAAUCAAAGCUUGAAUCCAGUGGAAAAUGGAUUGAAGCACAGGUUUUACCAGGAGAUACUCUUCAAGCUAUUGCAUUACGGUUCAGUUGCACGAUUGCGGAGCUAAAAAAGGUUAAUAAAAUAGAUAAAGAUAAUGAAAUCUUUGCACGCAGAAUAAUAAGAGUACCAAUUACACCCCAUUCGAUAUUGUUAGAAACGCUACCUAAGGUUCAUACUAGCGGAAGUAGUAGUCCAAAAAACACACUCCAUCUGACGCAGAACUCUACUACCAUACUCGAAAAUGACGCCAAUUUUGACGAGAAACUGUUAGUCGCUGCAGUAAGUAGUGCUUCAUACAAAAACGAAAAUCUCAACCUGGCAACUGAACAUAAUGUGGAAGAAUCAAGUGAAGAGUCAAUCAGGCAACCAUUGCUGAGUGGAGAAUACGACGAUAGUUUACCACAACCUCGUUUGUUACGACUACCUGCAAACGAUUACUCUUGCAAUGGAUCGGACUGUGAUAUUUCGUGGAUUUGUUUGCUUGUAUGUAUCCUUGCAUUGUGUUUUAUAAUUCCGUUAAUAUACGUGAUUUAUAUAGCUGAACAUAUCGAAAAGUAUCAUCACGAUAAUUUUAUCAACGAAACAAGUCAUCACAGAACGUGAUUAAUGAUUAAAUCAUCACAUAUCACGUCUUUCGAAACAAACGCUUUUGACAAUAUUUUACAAUCAUGGUGGCAAUGGUAAAAUGUUUCUCUAUCAUGUUUGUAUAAUUCCAGUUCAAGUAGUUUUUGCACCUAUACAUUAAAAUAAAUCUACGACUACAGUGUGGCAAAGCUUUCACGACAAAAGAUAGCUCUUCCAUGGAUAAGACAAUUCAGAGCAGAACUAUAAUAUAUGUAUUAAAAUGUUUUGCCAAAUUUGUCGCUCGUGGCAAGUCCACUAAUGUUUUAAUAGAUAUUUUACACUGUGACAGCUGUUGGGAAUGGACAAUAUUGCCAAUAAUGCGGCAAAUUUUCAAUGUCAGAUGUAGCAACUGAAUCUAUACCUAAACCCAAAAUACAUCAUAGUUAAUUUUAAGUGCCUUCAUAGAUAUGUUCAAUAAACUAAUCGUUACGAAUGUUAUACUUUUCAAA